This is a messenger RNA of Drosophila hydei, 2066 nucleotides long. It is a transcript of the gene Sox100B, whose product is annotated as transcription factor SOX-4. Gene Ontology annotation, molecular function: RNA polymerase II cis-regulatory region sequence-specific DNA binding; DNA-binding transcription factor activity, RNA polymerase II-specific. The transcript has 3 exons. Gene Ontology annotation, biological process: regulation of transcription by RNA polymerase II. The record is from RefSeq and is a predicted model, not a curated record. Bases 163 to 1740 code for a protein of 525 amino acids. NCBI's taxonomy places the organism in Eukaryota, Metazoa, Arthropoda, Insecta, Diptera, Drosophilidae. Gene Ontology annotation, cellular component: nucleus.
UCGCGUCGCGUCGCCUCGCCAGCUGUGUGGGUGUCUGUCCAAGUCUCUGGGUGAUCCGUGCAUCUCUAACUGUAGCUGUAUCUGUAUCUAUAACUGUAUCUGUAUCUCGAGCUUUGUAUCUUUGAGGAAAGCCGCGCAGCCGUCGGCAAACUGUUGAGCGAAAUGAGCGCCGAUUCGAAUGCGGAACGCGCCAAGCCCGUGGAGACUUUGGUCCUGGCCAACUAUGCACUGAAGGCCGAGCAGAAACGCGCCGCCGGCCAAGGUGGACGCAAGGAGGAUGAGCGCAUCACCAGCGCCGUCAUGAAGGUCCUGGAGGGUUACGACUGGAAUCUGGUGCAGGCCUCUGCCAAAGCGCCCUCCGAUCGCAAGAAGGAGCACAUCAAGCGACCUAUGAAUGCUUUCAUGGUCUGGGCCCAAGCAGCACGGCGCGUCAUGUCCAAGCAAUAUCCACAUCUGCAAAACUCUGAGCUGAGCAAGUCGCUGGGCAAACUGUGGAAAAAUCUGAAGGAUAGCGAUAAGAAGCCGUUCAUGGAAUUUGCCGAGAAGCUGCGUAUGACGCACAAACAGGAGCAUCCCGACUACAAAUACCAGCCACGCCGCAAAAAGGCUCGUCUCAUGCCCCAAUCGGAGGCAGCUAACACAGCAGCAACAGUUGCUGCUACGCCAGCAACAGCUGCAGCAGGAGCAGCCGCAACAGCAACGACAUCAACUGCGCGACGCAGCUCCAGCGGCCAUGCACCACAGCGUCGCACGAGCAAAGCCAACAGCAACUGCGCCAGCUCUAGCUUGUGCACCACCAAUAACAGCAGCAGCAACAGCAACGCCACCACCAACACCACCGACGUCUUCAGCAAUGAGGCAUUCAUGAAGUCGCUGAACAGCGCCUGCGCAGCCAGCCUGCUGGAGCAGGGCCUUGCGCUGGGCAGCGAAACAGAGCGCGGUCUGCUCGACUCGCCGUGCUCGACGGCCAGCUCGAUGUCAUCGCUGACGCCGCCGGCCACGCCCUACACGGGUGUGGCCAAGCAGCCGACGGCUAACAGUCUGCUGCUGCGCCAGCUAAGCGAGCCGAGCAGCGGCAACAACAAUGACUACGGCGUGCUUCUCGACGCGGGUCGGGAAUACGUUGCUCUGGGCGAGCUGAACUACACUACGCAGAAUGGAAACGGAGUGGGCGUGGGCGUGGGCGGUGUACAGGAGAUGGACUUUCUGGAGAAUAUCAGCGGCUAUGGCUAUGGCACGCGUGGCAGCUACACCAACUACGGCUACAACGGUGGCAACUUUCCAGCUGCCGCUGCGGCAACAGCGUCACACGCCAAUGGAGCGCUAAAUUACUUGGGCAAGCCGGCGGCAGUCGACAUUGAUCCCAAGGAAAUGGACCAGUAUCUUAUGGAUCAAAUGCUGCCCCUAACGCAACAGCAUAUGCCAACCGCGCCCGCCGCUGUGGCCGCACACUCGCCGCCGCUUAACUCAUCCGCCUCGCUGUCUUCGGCCUGCUCCAGCGCCAGCUCCCAGCCCGUCGAAUGCCUGGCCUCCCCUAGCGCAUACUACGACCAUAUGAGCUACCCGACUCAGGCAGCGACUAAUAAUAUUGGCUAUGCACACUAUGUGCCUGAAUCCCCACAGCAGCAGCAGCAGCAGCAGCAACAGCAGCAGCAGCAGCAACAUGAGCAACAGCAACAGCUGUCGCAGCAGCAGCAACAACAACAACACCAUCUUUGGGGCACUUAUGUGAAUCCCUAAGCUACUUCAUUUGCUGCUGACCUUUACGGGAGCAGUCCAUGGCUUUCGUUUAUUGCUUUAUUGUGUGUGUGUGCAAUCGCCAGAGCAUGUUGUGCAAUUUAAGCUAAUCGCAGCGAUUCUCGUUUAUGGCCAAAUUGUAGAUGCAGCCUCCAAUGGCCAUCAUUGAUGAAUGCACAAGCGAUGCUCGACAUUCAUAGCACUAUUUACGAGCAUUCCCACUUGCAAAUCGUUACCAUUGUGCCAUGACAGUUUUGGGGGCGAAAAAAAUUGAUAUGAAAAUGGCAUUGGCUACCAUUUUCGUUAGCCAAAUUGGGGUAGGGGGGACA